AUGCCUGCCAACAAGAACAACGACGCCAACCAGCAGCAGGGCCCCCGGGGUCAGAAACGCCGUAAUGAACAGGAGGCCAAGACCAAGCUGGCGAAUCUGAAAACCAACUUGAAGACCGUUGUCAAGAAGAUCGAGGACGUAGAAAAGGAGAAGGAACACUGGAAGAAAGAGCUCGCUCUUCGUGUCGGCAACGACGACGAUUUGGACGCCAAAGUAGAGGCCUUGUUCGAACAAUGCGGAAAGAAAGAUGAGGAAGUGGCCAAGAAGGCCGAGGAGAACGUGGGGGAGGAAAGCCGCACAUCUUGGUGGUAG
Molecule: messenger RNA, 312 nt
Organism: Trichoderma breve
Lineage: Eukaryota; Fungi; Ascomycota; Sordariomycetes; Hypocreales; Hypocreaceae
Exons: 12
Coding region: 1-312 (103 amino acids)
Source: RefSeq, a predicted model, not a curated record